Diaporthe batatas is the source of this 1435-nucleotide messenger RNA. RefSeq lists its product as uncharacterized. The coding region runs from base 106 to 1185 and encodes 359 amino acids. The record is from RefSeq and is a predicted model, not a curated record. Lineage: Eukaryota; Fungi; Ascomycota; Sordariomycetes; Diaporthales; Diaporthaceae. The transcript has a single exon.
CUUGAGGCAGAUACCCCAGAUGGAGCAAUGACAAGGACACAGCUAGCAGCAGUUGCGUAACUGACUGGCCCACACGGUACUUGCGCAAAGUCCUGAGGUGUCAGAAUGGCCUCGACAAGCAUAAGAAGGCGGGCUCUCUUGCUCUCAUUAUACGCCCCGCCAGCCCGACGAGUCCAUAUCCACAUCUCAACAGCGUCAUUCACCUCCCUUGCCUCUCACUGCCAGGUGCCCCCUUCUCGGGUUCAGAUAAUCCCAAGACACGCCCAACUAUCAUCCACAGCCACUGCCACUGCCACUGCCAUAACCAACAAAAAAACACCACACCCCCGGACAUAUAGCAGCAGCAGCAACAUGGCAGACAAGCCUGAGCCCACCGGCCUCAUCGCCACGGACGGCAUUGAGCUGUUCACCCAGGGGACCCCCAACGGCUACAAGGCCAGCAUCGUGCUGGAGGAGAUCAAGGAGGCCUAUGGCGACAGGGCGCCCAAGUACGUGUGGCAGGCCAUCAACAUCAUGAAGAACACCCAGAAGGAGGAGUGGUACACCAAGAUCUGCCCCAACGGCCGCAUCCCCGCCAUCGUCGACCACGACCGCGGCGGCUUUGCCGUCUUCGAGGGCCUGCCCAUCCUCACCUACCUGACCAAGCACUACGACCCGGACAACAAGCUCAGCUUCGCCUACGACUCGGACGACUACUCGGUCGCCGAGCAGUGGAUGGCCUGGCAGCACGGCGGCGUCGGCCCCAUGCAGGGCCAGGCCAACCACUUUGUGCGCUUCGCCAGGGAGAAGAUCCCCUACCCCAUCCAGCGCUACGUCGGCGAGACGGAGCGCCUGUACGGCAUCCUCGACGCCCGCCUCAGCGACCGCGACUAUGUCGCCGGCCCGGCCCGCGGCAGGUUCUCCAUCGCCGACAUCUCGCUCCUGGGCUGGGCCAACGCCACCGUCCUCGCCGGCAUUGCCGACCUCGAGGGCCAGUUCCCCAACGUCAACGCCUGGCUCAAUCGCUGUCUGGAGCGCCCGGGCGUCAAGAGGGGCUUUGCCAUCCCCCAGGAGGCCUCGUUCGCCAACAAGGCGGCCCUGCAGAACAUCAAGGAUGACCCCGAGGCCAGGCAGAAGGCAGAGGAGGUCAAGAAGCUGAUUGAUGAUGCCAAGGCACAAUAUGGCUACAAGUAUGCUUCGCCUUAGGGGAGAGACAAAGGGGGGGCCUGUGAAUGCAUACUUAGUAGUACCUAGGUACCCAAGGUAAUCACAUACUAUAUUGAAGUACCUGUCUGUUGGCUAUUGUUAGGGGCUGCUACUGCCUUUCUUAGACAUGCACCCUUGCCAGCACCCAAUCGGAUCGUUACAGUAUGGGCUAGCAAUACUAUGGUACACGGGAGCGACAGCCCUGUGGAUCCACAACAGUCAACAACGUCAUGCAAGUGAACACUAAAAA